AUUUUGAAUCGGCUUGGUUUUCUAUUUUGUUGCAUUUCUUUUGUUUUUAUAUUGCAGAAAAAAAGAAAUAAUAUAGAAAGAAAUAAUAAAACAAUUAAUGCGUAUAUUGACAAACAAAAAUGAAAAAACAAUAACUGAGUCACUGUUUUUAAUAAUUAACAAUUGAAGUAAAUUUAAUCUGCACUGAAACUAAGAUAACGAGACGCGUUCAAAAACCGGGUUUUCAUCGGAGAGUUCAACUAGUAAAUAUAAUGGUUAGCUUGAAUCCCAACAGAUUUAAUAUGAAUACCAGUGCACAGUACAUGGAUGAUGUAUUGGGCGAAUCUUCUGCUGUUUCCAAUAGUAUGGGCAGUGACGUCGAACCCAUUUUGUCUUCUGGCGGUAAUGGCAACUUUAAGAAACUUAAUACAAUUGCGGCCUACAGUAUCCAUUUAGUAGUUUCUGUUAUAAUCUCAUUCGUGGGCAUAUUGUUGUCUGCGUUGUGGUCAGAAGAAAAACGAGGUGAAGCCUACUUCAUAAUGACAUGUUUACGAGUGGCAUUUUGGCUUCUAACAUUUUUGUUUGAUCAUAUGAUACGCGGAAGACACAAUGAAUUAAGAAUGAACGGCUAUCAUGAUUUUCAUCGUAGUAUUGUUCGACUGAAUGGUGUAUCUUUAAAUAUUGUAUCGGCCUGGAAUACAAUAUUGUUAAUGGUGCAGGCACUAUUACAUCAUUUCUAUGGAACACAAGAAUGGGAUAGUUGGUUUACACCUGUUACGUGUAUAGCAAUGUUCCAAAUAUCUGAAACACUGGUACUGGUAACGACACACAGUACUUAUAUUGUUAAAGUUUAUAAAUUUAAUAAAAACUCCAGUUGCCCAGAUGCUUUGGCCGGCACAAAUAUGGUUGCCGGUUCGUUGGGACUUAUGCAACCAGGCGGUAAUGUAGCUGAACUAUUAGAGAAACAGGCCGAUCUUAUUUCUUACCUUAAGGACCAUAAUCAAAAGUUGAAUCAAAAAUUACAUCACAUGCAAUUAACAGCAAGAACUACACACUGAAUAGAUUAUAAUGAAACACACGACGAAUGAAGAUACGAAGUAAAUUUUAGUUUUACUAUUGUUACCACAUUUAUUAUUAUAAAUAAUUAAUCCACAUUGAUAAUAAUGUAUUUUUUCUUUUAUUUUAUGUUUUAUUUCAUGAUUAUUAUUUUUAUUUUUACUUUUAAUUUUAAUGAUGCUACAUUUUGUAUGUACGAUAUAUCAGUAAUGAACGAAUGACCUAUUAAAUAUUAUUUCAAAUUAUAAAAAAAAGAAAUAUGUACUAAAAUUAAUCGGUUUUAUAAAUUCAUAUUUGUAUAUAUGCGUGUAUUAUUAUAGAGAUAUUGAAGCAGAAUUGCAUUAAAUAUUAAUAAAAUAUUUUUAAUAAAACUAA
This is a messenger RNA of Lucilia sericata (common green bottle fly), 1410 nucleotides long. Its product is annotated as transmembrane protein 192. Gene Ontology annotation, cellular component: late endosome; lysosomal membrane. The record is from RefSeq and is a predicted model, not a curated record. Bases 252 to 1037 code for a protein of 261 amino acids. The transcript has 6 exons. Lineage: Eukaryota; Metazoa; Arthropoda; Insecta; Diptera; Calliphoridae.